CCGCGGGACUCCCGAGGUGGCGGCGGCGAUGGCGGCUGCGUCGGGUCCAGUUCGCGUGCAGCGCUGCGUGACGUCGCCGGCUGGGAGGCACAGCGCCUCUCUGAUCUUCUUGCACGGCUCAGGUGAUUCUGGACAAGGAUUGAAAAUGUGGAUCAAGCAGGUUUUAAAUCAAGAUUUAACAUUCCAACACAUAAAAAUUAUUUAUCCAACGGCUCCUCCCAGACUCCGGAAGUGGAUGUGCGUUUAUCCUGAAGUGCUACAAUCAAUACAGCACAAUUUUGAUGUGGUUUUCCUGUUCUCUUCAGUACCACCCACCUGUCCCAGAUUUUGGAUGCUUCCCAAGGGCAGAUCUACCUGGAUUGUGGGGUCCUUUCAGCCCUAUACUCCUAUGAAAGGAAGAAUCUCCAAUGUUUGGUUUGACAGAUUUAAAAUAUCUAAUGACUGCCCAGAACACCUUGAAUCAAUCGAUAUAAUGUGUCAAGUGCUUACAGAUUUGAUUGAUGAUGAAGUAAGAAGUGGCAUCAAGAAGAACAGGAUAUUAGUAGGAGGAUUUUCUAUGGGAGGGUGCAUGGCAAUGCAUUUAGCAUAUAGAAAUCAUCAAGAUGUGGCAGGAGUAUUUGCUCUUUCUAGUUUUCUUAAUAAAGCAUCUGUUGUUUACCAGGCUCUUCAGAAAAGUGAUGGUGUACUCCCUGAAUUAUUUCAGUGUCAUGGUACCGCGGAUGAGUUAGUUCUUCAUUCUUGGGCACUGAAGUAAGACGGCUAUGACCAGGACUCCAAGCACCAGAGUGAGGCAGGCAUGCAGUACUGACAGCUGUGUCCUGCAAGGCCCUGGCCCCAUCCUGAACAAAUCCCGUGGACCAUUAAGGGUGCACCCUGUGAGGCCAGCUGUCCUUCCCUUAAGUCUCCGUGUUGACCUUCUCACUCGGUUUGAGGCAUUGCACCCGGUCGUCCUAGGAUGUGGCUGUGUUGAGGAAGCAAUGAAUCCAAACCCAAAGAGGCACCUCCAGGUGGAGGCCGCGUCCCUUUGCCAGAGGCUUCAGUUGGCAACAUCUUCAGGUGCAGAGCUCAAAGGGGUCACUGAAGAUGUAGGGCGAAUUGGCACUUCUACGUCUGGUUCUUCACAAUCAGGAGAAUCGCUUUCGGUGCUUAUGAUGUGUGUAAAACAGCAAUGCCAAUUACACAUUCAUCAGUGAAAGCCAGAACAGUACUGAACCAACACAGGGCUCCCCUCCCAGGUCAUGUGAACUCCCUUUCCCCACUGUGAGCUCUGCCCCAACCCCAUUAGUUGAACUUGGGCAUACCCUCCCCCAUGGGACCAGUAGAAUGGUGACUGAGGGGCCUGUGUCCACCAGAGCCACAGACAUUUGAAUCCCUUCCCUUCCCGAUACUCCUUAACAUAUUCAAUAGAUGACAGCCUUUCAUCUUUCGGGAAUGGAGAUGUUACCCUAGCCCUGACUAGCUUCCUCCUGAAACCAGCUGAGGUCAGUGAAAGAAGAGAUGGAUCACAGGGGUGUGGGGAGGGAGGGUGCUCCACACAGUAAGCAAAUCACAUUUCAGCUUUCGGAGGCAUGCCAGCUGUUUGCAAUAAUUUAUUUACAUUUUUGGAGUCAGUUUCUCUUCAGGGAAUCAACCUCAUCAGCAUUGUAAAUGAAAUCUAGGACAAUGAGAGUCUGAAUACCAGUCAGUGCCCUGUCUGGUUUCCCAUGGGAAAAAACUCAGGGAACUUUUCCAAGAAAGCCAAAUCUCCCUAAAGCAGGCAGGACCCGCUGCAGGAAAACAAAACAAAACAACAAAGCUGUGGAGUCUUUUACUUCCAUCUUCAAAUGGAUCUAAGAGUGGCAUGGCAGACUGCAGGAGAGGCUGGUCCGCAGCAUGGCCCAGCUGUUCUGUUCUUACGGAGCUUACCCCACAAUGCCCGCCCUCUUCCAGGUAAGCCAGAGAACGUUCUAAAGAUUUGUGUGGUCUCUAGAGAUUGCACAUUUCCUUCCACACCCAUGCAGGUAUGUGUCUGCAACUGUUGUCUGAAAGGGCAGAAGCUUCUGCCCCUCCAGAACUAAUGUCAGCAGUAGGUACUGAAAAGGGGUGGGUCCAAGGCUGAGGAUGUCCGAAGUCCUCCCACCUCGGAGAGAAGUAGCAACAAACAGUACCGUCUGGAUAAAUGACCCCUUUCCUUAGCCUACAAUUGCCUCCCUAAUUUCUCCUCGUUAAGAGGAAGUCACAGGGCAGACCGUUUAUUGGCCGAUUGACCAUUCCAUUUGGUCAACUUGUUUGCUGCCAUUGCCCAUGGCCCUCCCCCAAGUUCUGGUAAUCACCCUGCAGAGCCUUCCUUCUUUCCUUUCUAGUACUUUUAAUAUUUUAGAAAAUGAGAGUGAAAUUUCAUUUGAAGUACUGAAAGAACUUCUAUAAAAAUGUAAAUUAUUUUAAAACAUAUUUUCCAUGUGUUCCCCUCAAGUUAUUCUGGGCAUUACCUUUGUGAUUUUAUGUAGGCCUUUUGUUUUGGAUUGGUUGUGAAAGCCAUAUGUGAUUUUUAUAUUGGGAAUAGAAUUAAUGGUUUUAUGAUGAAUAGUGGACAUCCUGUUUUGAAGAAAUCAUAUUUUGGGCAAAAUGCCCAUAAGAAACUUAUGUUUUUGCCAGUAGUACAGAGCCUCUGGGUUGUUUUAUUUUUAAGAAGUGAUGAGAAAAGGUUGAUGUUUUUGCAUGCUAUUUUGAAUUCAUUUUAGGGGUGAUUUCAAAAUAGCUUGUUACUUCACUUUUUGUUAUAACUAACUCAUAAUUGUUUUUCUUUUUUGUUUUGGCUUCUUGUUUCACUACCUACUAUUGAGGGCAUAGUAUUACUUUGUUAAAAAUCACUGUGUUUUCAUUUUCUGUUUCCCUCUUUCUUCCCAACCCAAUUUUGUCUAGUCAGUUGUUGUCUUGUCCUGUAGAAACUAGAGAUACACUUGACAUAUUAGUUACUUCAUGUAAUAAUUUUGGCCACGUUAGGCAUGCUUUCCAUUGCCAAUGAAAGUAUUGAAAUUGAAAAUUUGGGUGGGGGUGCCUGUGAGAAACAGAAGUCUUUCUCUUGGGCAUUGAGUAUUGGGCUUGGUUUCUCUAUCAGAAACCAAGAGAGGUGUUAAAACCAAAGCUCACAGUGUGCAACUGGCAGACUCAAGUAAGUGGUUCUCUUUAAAGAUUUCACUUCAACAGCAAUAAAUCUCUUAAGUUAAAAACAGGAUUUUUAAAUGGCAGAUGAAAAACAUCAAUUUCAAAUGGUAGCUGAAAUACAUUUUUUUUCCCUAGGUUUCUUAACUAUCCUGUGAAAUGUCAAGUAGAUUUCAGGGCAACUGGUUAACUUUGGCUUAGAGUUCUGCCAGAGAAUCCAAACAAUGUUUAUUGCUGGAGGGAAUUCAGAGAUUAUAAUUUUACACAUAUGGAAACUGAGAUCCAAAGUCAGGUGACGUACUCACAGUCCUGCAUAAGCAGGGCAAAAACAUAAUACUCGUUUCUGAUGCUUUUUCACUGUGCUUCAGUGGCGUAGUGGUAAUGUUCAGAAAGCACAGCUAAAAAUUCACAUAAAUUUCAAACAUUUUAGAUACAGAGCCAUUACCUUUGCUUUGUAGAUAUUUUAUAUCCAUGCUGCCUUUGGCUCUAUUUUUACUGUUUUCUAAAGGAAUGUAGUGGUUUCUCUCACUGCCUCAGUGUAGUACGAGGCCCAACCUAAUUUUCAAGUCAUGCUAUAGAUUUAAGAGUGUUUAAAAAGAUUAUUAAUCAUUUCUACUAGAGUUCUAGUUUCUGAAUCCCAUAACCUGAUUCAGUCCUUAUCUUACUUGAUAUCUUUAGAAGAUUUGACGCUCUGAUUAACCCCUGAAUUACCUGAUCUGGAAACUGGAGUCUUCCAGUCUGUUUUUUCUGGUAUCUCUAGAUUGUGGUAUUUCUGUCUUUUUCCAUAGCUCCUUCACUGUUAGUCUCUUAAUGUGGAGGCUCCUUCUGGUUCUGUUUUUCCCUUUUAUUCUGUCUCUGGGUGAUCUUCCACCUCUGUGGCUUUAUACUGCUGGUUCCAUAUCUGUACCUCUGGCCUCAAGCUCUCAUUCUAGCUGCACAUCCAAGUGUUGCACUUUCUGCCGGAGCUCCCCACCACCCCUCCUGAUUCUCAGACAAGCUACUAUACCUUUAAUAUGUUCAAAACCAUGCAUGAUUUUCACACUUACCAAUGUGUGAUUUGAGUUUUAAAAAACAAAAACUAAUCUCUGCAAGUUGUUUUUUCCUCACCUGUAAAAUGGGUUUGUUAUGAAAAUAAAUAUCAAGAACCCAACACAGCAGCUGAGAAUAACUGCUUUUGUUGUUCAUUCCCAUGCCUACUUCUCCUAUUCUAAUCAGUUUUAAAUACCAUUUAUUCCACAUAAUAAUGCCUGUGCAUCAAACUCUCCUCUUCCCCUUCUUUCAUCUUUUUAUCAUGACAGUUAAUAAAUCCUUUUAAUAUUCUAUCCAAGAAGCAUCUUUCCAUUUUGGCCUGUAAGCACCAUACACAAAAAAUAAACUCAAAUGCAUUAAAGACCUAAAUAUAAGACCUGAAACAAUAAAAUUCUUAAAAAAAAAACAUAGACAAUAAACUCUUGAACAUUGGCAUUAGUAAUUUUUUUCCGGAUAUAUUUCCCCACAUUAGGGAAACAGCAGUGAAAAUAAACAAGUGGGGGCUACAGCAAACAAAUUCAGGAAAGCAUCAACAGAAGGAAAAGAGGGCUACUGAAAAGGAGAAUAUAUUUGCAAAUGAGACACCCAGUAAAGGGGCCAAUCUCCAAAAUAUAUGAAGAACUUGUACAACUCAACACCAAAAACCAAAUAAUCUGAUUUUAAGAUGGGCAGAAGGCCCGAAUAGACAUUUUUCCAAAGAAGACAUACAGAUGGCCAACAGGCACAUGGAAAGAGGCUCAUCCUCAUCAUCAUUGUCUUAGUUCUGGUCUCAUCAGCCUGUUGGUGGGUCUCCCUGCCUCUGCUCCUCCCUAGCAUGCUGUCAGUUAGCGGCCUGCUCCGCUACCUAACAAUCCCCCUGCCAGCUCCCCAUUAACUUCAGAAUAAAAUUAAAAAUUUUUAAGCAGUAAAUUCUUUCACAAUCUGAUCUCCACCUACUUUUUCAACUUCAUCUCCUCUCCCUCUUUCCUUGUAUGUCACACUCACAUGAGUAGACACACACAUACUCUCUCUCUGUACUUGUGCCAUACCAAAAUUCCCUUGACAUACCAAACUUUUGCACAACUUUGCAUUUAGCAUAUUCUUCCCUCCACUUGGAAUGCUCUCUCCUCUCCCUUCAACUGACAAACUCUUCACAUUUAAGACACAGGUUUUAAGUGACCCAGUGCCUUGACCACUUUGGUAGAAGUUGCUCUGUUCUCCAGGGUCCUGUGUUUAUCCUUGACAUGUCAUUUCUCCACUCCAACUGUUUUGAACUCAGGAGCAAGGGCUGUUUCUUUCUUUCCUCCUCAGUGCCUAGUAGUGUGAUUGGCAUACAACAGACAUGCAAAAAAAUGGUUAAUAAUAUAAUUAUCAUUUACUGCUGACUUCAAAUCUGGGAUGAGGUCCCAUCAUUUGCAUUAUAUUCCCCUGAGGUUACGUUUAAUCUUUAGGAAGACAACAUUUUGCAUUCAAAAUGCUGUCAAAGAAAACCAGCCUGUGUUCAGCUCCCCUCCCAACCCCCAGCAGAUACCGACCACCAGCUAAAGUACUCAUCCCUGAGGAGCUUUCACUCUUCUCAACACGGAGCUCCAGGUAGCCACUAUCCCCUGAAUGAAGUUGGCAGCUGAUGGGAAACCUGUGUGGGCCAACAAGUAGUUCAGAAACACAGGAUGAAUAUCAGAUGACCUGAAAUUCUGGUCCACCUUUGUUGCUGACAACUCUGAGAUACCUGUGAUGGCACUUCAUGUGGUGUCUUGUGUGACAUAGAUAUUCAACAGUUAAUUGUCUAUUAGUGAAUGUUUGUUACUGAACUCUCCUGCUUCAUUUUCUCUGUGCAAACAUUAGGGUAGGUAAUUUCCAAGCUGCUUUUGAUGGCUGGUAUAAGAAUAAAUAUAAUGAGGAAUGUGGAUUAACUAGGAUGAUUGAAAAUGUUAUGUGAAGAAUACUUUCAUUAAGCUAAAAAAAAUAUUAUGUACAUUGAAGUAGCAACUUAUAAACCUAAUUUAGUGUCUUACAGUUGAGUUACAACAACUGGGCACACAGGACACACCAGCAUAUAUUUUAAGACAAUUUCAAAUUUAUAUAAAUAACUGUUGCAAAUACAGUACAAAGAACUUUUUUCCUGAACUAUUUGAGAAUUUUUUUGUGAACAGAAUAUCCUAUCAUACUGGAAUACUUUGGCAUAUGUUUCCUAUAAGCAAAAACAUUCUUCAGAUUGACAGCACAGCCAUAGUAAUCAAGAAAUUCAAAAUAAUGAAUUACUACUC
Molecule: messenger RNA, 6416 nt
Organism: Manis javanica (Malayan pangolin)
Lineage: Eukaryota; Metazoa; Chordata; Mammalia; Pholidota; Manidae
Gene: LYPLAL1
Product: lysophospholipase like 1
Biological process (GO): protein depalmitoylation
Cellular component (GO): cytoplasm
Molecular function (GO): carboxylic ester hydrolase activity; palmitoyl-(protein) hydrolase activity
Source: RefSeq, a predicted model, not a curated record